Molecule: messenger RNA, 2724 nt
Organism: Triticum aestivum (bread wheat)
Lineage: Eukaryota; Viridiplantae; Streptophyta; Magnoliopsida; Poales; Poaceae
Product: transcription initiation factor IIF subunit alpha
Exons: 9
Coding region: 69-2060 (663 amino acids)
Biological process (GO): positive regulation of transcription elongation by RNA polymerase II; transcription initiation at RNA polymerase II promoter
Cellular component (GO): transcription factor TFIIF complex; nucleus
Molecular function (GO): RNA polymerase II general transcription initiation factor activity; DNA binding; TFIIF-class transcription factor complex binding
Source: RefSeq, a predicted model, not a curated record
ACUCCAUCGUCGUGCCUGGCAGGGCCCGCGUGUGCGCCGCGGGCUGACAGGGCCGGCGCGCACGCAAAAUGGGUUCGCAGCACGCCCACACCCCGCGCAAACUCUCUCAUCGGACGGACACAAACGAAGCCCAAACUCAAACCGGACGGACCACAGACGACUCUCGGGGAGCCUGGAACGAGUUCAACUCGGAGAGCCUCUCCUCUGGAAACCCUUCCUCCCCGCGGCCUUGCCCUGCUCUCAAACCUCUUUCAAGCCGACACGCCUCCUCCUCCCCUCCGAACCGACCCAAACCCAGCAACCCUACGCAGCGAGCAGCGGCAAUGGGGGGCGCCGCCGACCUGGUGCUGAAGGCGGCGUGCGACGCCUGCGGCAAGGCGUCCGAGCUCUACAGCACCGCCUGCCGCCACGCCACCCUCUGCAACUCCUGCGCCGCCACCAUGGCGCGCUCGCGCGCGCGCUGCAACGUCUGCGCCGCCCCCAUCACCAACGUCAUCCGGGUACCCGCGACGGCCCUAGGUUUUCGAUUCCGCGAUCAAUGCCAUUACCGCUGCCGCCGCCGCCGCCGCCGCGCUUGGCAGUUUUCGGCUCUGUUGUCCCUGACCGUUUUGUUUGUUCCAACGGCCACGCAGGAGUACAAUGUUCGGGUCGAUACCACCGCGGGGAAGGCCCUUUCCAUAGCCAAAUUCAACACCGGCGUGCCGCCCUUCUCCAAGAUGAAGGGUGCGGGGAACAAGUGGUCUCUUCGUAAGGAUGGCCUGACGCAAGGCCGGCAGCUUACUGCCGAUAUGCGGGAGAAGUACUACAACAGAAAGCCAUGGAUAUUGGAAGAUGACACAGGUGAACAUCAGUACCAAAGUCAACUUGAGGCAUCACAAUCUGCAACUGCUACAUACUAUCUGCUGAUUAGGCGUGGCAAGGAGUUCGAUGCUGUUCCUGUUGGUUCAUGGUAUAACUUCAGUAAAAUUGCACAGUACAAACAACUGACUUUGGAAGAAGCUGAAGAGAAGAUGAAUAAAAGGAGAAGCAGUGCAACUGGGUAUGAACGAUGGAUGAUGAAGACAGCUACACAUGGAGCCGCCGCCUUUGGUUCGGAUCUGAAGGAUCUUGGUGAUGCAAAGGGCAAGGCGGCAGAUGGGGUCCAAUCCAAGAAAGAAAGUAGCAAUGAGGAUGGGAAUCACUCUGAUAAAGGCGAGGAGGACGAAGAAGAGGGAGUUGCAAAGAAAGCUGUGCGUGGGCUUUCUACGAGGGGUGUGGAUGAUGAAGAGGAUGGCGGAAAAGAAGACUUUGAUUUGGAGGAUGAGAUUGAGAUAGGUGAUGAUUGGGAGCAUGAAGAGACCUUCACUGAUGAUGAUGAGGCUCUGGAUAUUGACCCAGAGGAAAGACCUGAUGUAGCUGAUACUGAAAACCCUACUGGACCAGAUAUUAAGCAGGAUGAUGAUGAGAAUGAGCAAGGAGCUGGUGGUAACCUGAGCAAGUCCGGUAAGGAACUAAAAAAGCUGCUCCGCCGUGCUGAUGGACAAAAUGAGUCCGAUGACGAAGACGAUGGAGACACUGAUGAAGACGAGUCACCAUUGUCAGUACUUGCUCCAAAACUGGAACAUCAAUUCGGAAGUGAGCAACAGGAAAAUAACACUGCUAAACUAACAGCAACAGAACUUGCUGUUAGCACUCCACCUGCACCCAGGUCCAAUCAAAAAAGGAAAUCCGGAGGUGAUGGUGCAAAAACUUCGAAUCGUGCAGCGGUAAAAAAGCCGAAGGCAGAACCUGAGGCAAAAACAUUAGGUGUCAAGAAGGAGCCACCCUCUUCCGUGGAACCUAUUUCAAAAGCAUCUGCUUCAGCAGGGAGUGACACAGAUACAUCUGCAAUUACAGAGGAGGAAAUCAUAAGAGUACUUCGUGCAAUUGCUCCUGUCAGAUCACAAGAUUUUGUACCCAGGUUUAAGGCCAGAAUAAGAACUCCAGAGGACAAGAAACAUUUUCAUGACAUUGUGAUGAAAUAUGCGUACUCGCACAAGACCAACGGCGUCAGCUAUCUUCACCUUCGAAAGGACUUGUAAUGACAAGGAUUCUGGCUGGUUGACUUGGUAUUCAAAAUUGAAUUUUGACCAUUGAUAUCUUUUACGACGUAUGAUUACUAACUACAAUUGUUUUUAUAUUUAAUUAGUUUCAGAUAUGGAUCUAAUGGUAGCCUUUUUUUUUAUCACAAGUUAUAUGCCUUUGGACGUCAGAUAUGAAUCCAUGGCGAUGAUUUACGACGACAUAUCUACUGUUGGACUGUAUAUUUGUUGGAUAUAUUCUCGAAAUGCAUGACAAUAUAUUUUAACUUGAUCAGGCGAUAUUGACUGCUUAACUCGGCAUUGGGUAGCAGCAGCAUACAAGAAUUAGUUCAUUAUUAUGCAAUCCUCCAGUAUAUUAAAAAUAUCUUAUGUAAGAAGCUAUAUAUACCAAAAUAAGUUGUAUAGUACAGCCCCUCAGUUCAGACAAACGAAACCACUGGGCGGACGACAGUGGCCAGCUGAACUGUGCACGACACAGGAUGUGUACCAUCGUGCGAAAAUCGUCCAAAGUAUAUCGUGUGUGUAGCAGCGUUCUCAGACAAAUGAUGAACCGAUGACAAAAGCUCAUAGAUCAAAUGAUGAAUUAAUGAUGAUAAAUUAAAAAGGUAAUAUAAAUGCAUGUCACUUUGUUGAUAAGCCUGGACUGACUGAUUGUUUUAUCUUU